ACAGUUGGGCCGAACCGGUAGCAACGGACAAGUUUCCAAAGAAAAAGGAAACCGUGUGCGUACAACUAACGCGUACGCGUAUGCGUAUGGGUACAGGCCAUAUACAGCUUUCGAUCCCCCGCGUACGGAAUACGCUCUCGCUCCCCUGUCUUUCUCGCCAGAUCAGAUCGGAAAUUCCAAAGCAAGCUUUUCGUCAGCGAUUCGCCGAAACCCAUCCAACGCCGCCGCCAUGUCCGCCGCCGUCGCCGCCCCCGUCCUGCGCGAGGACGACCGGGGGAUCCCACGAUCCCUCCCCCUCCUCGCGGCGCUCGUAGAGGCGGAGUCCCGCCGUUUCGCCGCCGCCGCCUCCCGUCCCGCCGAGACCGGCCUCGUCCGCGCCUUCCGCGGCGGCGCCGCCCCGAAGGUCCCGAUCCGCAUCUUCAUGGAGCGGAUCCACCUGCUGACCCGGUCGGUGCCGACCUCCCGGGGCAUGACCAGGAUCGACGGCACCAGCUUCGUGCUCGCCGGGAUCUACUUGACUCGCUUCAUCCGUAGCCCCGCCGGCAGGGAGGCGGGGAUCCUGGUGGAGCCAGCCACCGCGCACCGCCUGGUUGCCGUCGCGCUCUUCCUUGGCGCCAAGUUCGGCGGCCACCCGCCCAGGAAGUGGAUUGGGGUGUUCCAGGCCAGCUCGGAAGGCGCGAUCCGUGCCGGCGAGAUGGUGGGCCUCGAGGGCCGCUUCCUGCGUGCAAUCGACUUUCGCCUGUUCGUAGAGACCUGGGAGUUCGAUUCCUUCUGCCUUGUGCUGGAGCGGGGGCCUCGGGCACCAAGGGGCGGCAGCGGUAGCGUUGGCUGCGCCAGCAAGAAGAGGCAGGCGGACGCCACGGUCGGAGAGGAUGAGCGCCGCCGCGUCCGAGCUCGCCUGCCGCCACCUGCCGUCUUGUCCAAUUAGGAUUUGUUUUCAAUUUGAAGUUUCGCCUUCAAUUCGCUUAUUAUUUCUUUUAGUUGCUUUUGAUUGUUCGUCUAUCUAUUUUUGCUGCAGGUACAAGGCUAGGAGUAGAAGUGUUCGAGGUGGAGAAGGCGUUGUCCAGUGUCCGAUCAGGGAUCAGCUUCUCCUUGCUGGAGCCUGGAGGAGAGCCUGGUGUAGGAUGCGUCGUCCCGCUUCGGAUCAUGGAUGACCUCCUGCUCGUCGCCAGAGCCUGGAGGGUAGUCAACAGAUCUUAGUUUUAGCCAAGAUUGUUAAAGCGAUUGCUGGCUCACUGAAAGAGUUCUCUAGUACUGGGUUUUCAAGCUUUGGAGUCAUGGCACAAUAUGGUGUUCUGUACUCUGAAGUUUCAGUGUUUAGUCUGUUUGAGCUACUGCAACUCAGUGAUUGAGUAUACUAUCCUUCAGUAGAUUAGGCAAUGUACUUAUGAUUAGGAUGUGUUUCUUCAGUAGUCGAUUUUGGUGUGGUUCUUCUCUUCUGUGUAAGACUUUCUCAGAUCGGAUAAGAAAGUGUAAGACCUUUGUCAUCUAUUUUUUAUGGGAAAAGUCUCCCAUUCGAAAGGCAA
This is a messenger RNA of Setaria italica (foxtail millet), 1526 nucleotides long. RefSeq names its product cyclin-P3-1. Lineage: Eukaryota; Viridiplantae; Streptophyta; Magnoliopsida; Poales; Poaceae. The record is from RefSeq and is a predicted model, not a curated record. Gene Ontology annotation, biological process: regulation of cyclin-dependent protein serine/threonine kinase activity. Bases 230 to 928 code for a protein of 232 amino acids. Gene Ontology annotation, molecular function: protein kinase binding. The transcript has a single exon.